This is a messenger RNA of Tripterygium wilfordii, 1697 nucleotides long. Its product is annotated as NPL4-like protein 1. The record is from RefSeq and is a predicted model, not a curated record. Gene Ontology annotation, cellular component: nucleus. The transcript has 2 exons. The coding region runs from base 182 to 1417 and encodes 411 amino acids. Gene Ontology annotation, biological process: ubiquitin-dependent protein catabolic process. NCBI's taxonomy places the organism in Eukaryota, Viridiplantae, Streptophyta, Magnoliopsida, Celastrales, Celastraceae. Gene Ontology annotation, molecular function: ubiquitin binding; ubiquitin protein ligase binding.
UCAAGGUAGUUUCACCAUCCACCACGUCAAGGAGGAAUUCGGAAAGCUUGCUGCUUUCUUUCACCGGGAAAAAUCCCACUCUUCACUCCGAAGUAGUCCUCGAAAUUCUCUUGCAUAUAAAUCUCCUCGGAACCUCUCAGUCCUCCAUUCCUUUCCGUUAUCUCGAUUGUCUUCUGCAAAGAUGAUGCUCAGAAUCCGCAGCCGGGACGGCCUUGAGCGCGUAUCCGUCGACGACCCCCAUAUUACGGUGGCUCAACUCCAAUCCCUCAUCCAAAACCAGCUCCGGAUCCCUACUCACAACCAGACCCUCUCCACCAACCAAAACCUCUUAUUGGCCAAAACCCCAAGCGAUCUCCUCCGAUUCACCGACAUGUCCAAUCCCAACACCAAACUCUCCUCCCUUAAUCUUUCUCACGGUUCUAUCGUCUUCCUUGCGUACGAGGGCGAGCGUACCAUUGCGGGCCCCACUGUCCAACCUGCGGGUUCCUUUGGCAGGAAGAUGACCAUGGAUGAUCUCAUCGCCAAGCAGAUGCGGGUUACCAGACAGGAAACCUCACACUGCGAAUCGGUCUCCUUCGAUCGUGACUGUGCCAAUGCGUUUCAACACUAUGUGAACGAGACACUUGCUUUUGCUGUCAAGAGAGGUGGGUUUAUGUACGGUACAGUGGCGGAUGAUGGCAAAGUGGAGGUGAAUUUCAUCUAUGAGCCGCCGCAGCAAGGUACUGAGGAGAACUUGAUGCUUUUCAUAGACCCUCAGGAGGAGAGAAUUGUGGAUGCGAUCGCUAUGGGGCUUGGGAUGCGUAGAGUGGGGUUUAUAUUCACGCAAACAAUCAUGCAGGAUAAGAAGGAUUAUACGCUGUCGAAUAGGGAGGUUUUGCAGGCAGUGGAGCUUCACGCAGAGAGCGGAUUGAAGGAGUGGGUAACUGCCGUGGUGAAGCUAGAGGUGAAUGAAGAUGGGGUUGCUGAUGUGCAUUUUGAGGCGUUUCAGAUGAGCGAUAUGUGUAUUAGGUUGUUUAAGGAAGGGUGGUUUGAGAAAGAGAUAGGGGAAGAUGUUGAUCCUAAACUCUCCAAGAUGAAGAAGGAUGUGGUUGUUGGAGGGAAGGAUGUUAAGGAGGUCGACAAUGAUUUCUUCUUGGUUGUGGUGAAGAUUCUUGAUCACCAGGGACCUCUUUCAUCAACCUUUCCCAUUGAGAACCGAAUCAACCAAGUGACGAUGAGGGCACUGAAGAAUCAUCUGGACCGGGCAAAGAGUCUUCCGUUUGUGAAGAGAAUUUCUGAUUUCCAUUUACUAUUUUUCCUGGCGAAGUCUUUGGACCUCGGUAAUGACAUUGCUGGAUUGGCAGUGUGUGUGCAGACACAAACAGCCAUACCAGAAGGUUAUCAGCUCAUCAUUGAGUCGGUGGCUAACGCUUCUUGAUUUCUUUUAAUGCUCAUUUGUCGAGCAAUACAUCACGUCCCUUACAGUGUCCUCAAAAAUCACGAGUAAGUGUUUGCUUGUUCGACCUGGAGCAAUCUCUCCUGGUAUGAAGUACAUUUCAUGGCCCAUUGUGGACUUUGUGCCCUAGCUGAUUAUGCUAAAAAAGAGGAGAAAUUAACUGGCAGUUUCACCAUGUACCUUAUAAUUCAAGCUUAUAUUAGCUGUACUUUUAUGUUCUGCUGAAACAGGGCAUGUCUAUACACUAGAGCGAGUUUGAUUC